AUGGAUGUCAAAAACGUCAGCGAGUGGUGUAGGGAGUUUGCAGCUGGUCGAACUGAAGUUCACGACGAAGAAAGAAGCGGCAGACCGUCAAUUUCCAACGAGAUAGCCGCAAAGGUUGAGCAAACCAUGCGUGAAGAUCGGCGGAUCACUCUGGAUGAUCUCUGCAUUUUGGUUCCCGAGAUUUCCCGAAGCACUAUUCACAGGAUUUUGACGGAAAAGUUGCAAUAUCGGAAGGUGUGCGCAAGAUGGGUCCCGCGAAUGCUCACGGAAGACCACCAACGGCAACGAGUUGAAUCUUCCCGCGAAUUUGUUCGCCGCUAUGCAGACGAAAAGGACAACGUUUUGGAUUCGAUUGUCACGGGCGACGAAACCUGGGCGUUCCACUACAUACCUGCGACCAAACAACAAUUACGUCAGUGGCGGCGUUCCUCUUCUCCCAAGCCGCGAAAAUUCAAACAAUCACCGUCUGCCGGUAAAGUCAUGGUAACUGUGUUUUGGGAUGAAAAGGGGGUAUUGUUGGUGGACUUCAUGCCUUCUGGGACCACAAUAAACGCUGACAGGUAUUGUGAGACACUGAAAAAACUCAGACGGGCGAUUCAGAACCGGAGAAGAGGAAUGUUGAGCAAGGGCGUAAGCAUUCUCUACGAUAAUGCUCGUCCCCACGUCGCCUGUACGACUGUCGCUCUCCUGCAACAGUUUGGAUGGGAGAUGAUCACCCAUCCACCGUAUAGUCCGGACUUGGCACCCAGUGACUACCACCUGUUUCCCAAGCUGAAAGAACAUUUGACCGGAACGCGCUUCAGCAACGACGACGAGGUGAAAGAUGAGGUUCAACGCUUCCUCAACGGCAUGGCGGCGAGCUGGUAUGACAUGGGCAUACAAAAACUGCUGCAGCGCCUACAAAAAUGCAUCGACAGAAAUGGCGAUUAUGUCGAAAAAUAG
Messenger RNA from Dufourea novaeangliae, 942 nucleotides. RefSeq names its product histone-lysine N-methyltransferase SETMAR-like. Gene Ontology annotation, molecular function: nucleic acid binding. The coding region runs from base 1 to 942 and encodes 313 amino acids. The record is from RefSeq and is a predicted model, not a curated record. NCBI's taxonomy places the organism in Eukaryota, Metazoa, Arthropoda, Insecta, Hymenoptera, Halictidae. The transcript has a single exon.